Molecule: messenger RNA, 1258 nt
Organism: Paraphaeosphaeria sporulosa
Lineage: Eukaryota; Fungi; Ascomycota; Dothideomycetes; Pleosporales; Didymosphaeriaceae
Product: WD40 repeat-like protein
Exons: 5
Coding region: 231-1166 (311 amino acids)
Cellular component (GO): Cdc73/Paf1 complex
Molecular function (GO): protein binding
Source: RefSeq, a predicted model, not a curated record
UGGCGGUGAGGGACGCAGCAAGGGUCCACUGGGUGCGAUGGCGGGGCAGCGAGAGACAGCUUGGUGGGCUGGUGACAUCGCGUUUUCGCGUUUGCAGUGACGUUUACUUUUGCUUCCCGUACAACAUUCACGUCAUUCACUUCCAGAAAUUGUCGGUUCUACAUAUCGCGAAAGAACUCCAAGGGUUCAAGCUCCGCAAUCAGGCCCGUUGAGUGGCGGCGUCCCUCGCAAUGUCGAAACAAUACCUCACACUCCACACGCUGCCGGAUGCGCACCCGUCCGAUGUGUUUGCUCUCGCACCUACCAAUAGAUCGAUCCUCUCAGCAAGCGGUUCAUCAACAAUCCGCAUCCACGACACCACACAAGCCGACUUUCCUCUUCUGCAGUCUCUCGAAGGCGUACACCCACUAGGCAUCCACCAUCUCGCCACUGCAAGGGAAGCACGGCGCGCCGCAAGCGCAGGCUUCGAAGGCAAAAUCAAGAUAUGGAGUGAAGGCGAGGACGGCACGUGGAAGGCGGACGGCGAGAUCAGCGAUCAGCUGAAAGCAGGUGAUGUGUGGUCGAUCGCGCUCAGCACUGAUGGCAAAUACCUCGCGAGCAGCAGCAUCAAUGGCAAGAUCAAUGUGUGGAGUCUGGCCGAGGAGGGCAACCCAAAGAUUCGCGACUACGAGACGAAAGGGAGCUUCGGCAUGUGCGUUGAUCUGAGUCGAGACGGACGCUUCACAGCUUCCGGGCAUGAGAACGGCUCGAUUUACGUCUUCGACAACGACACAGGCCGCUUGACACACUCCCUCGCCGGGCUCGUCAAGCCGGUACGCAGCGUAGCGUUCUCGCCCAGCACGACAUUACUGGCAGCAGCCGGCGACUCCAGAACCAUCGCGCUGUACGACGUCAAGUCCGGCGAGCAGAUUGCGAACCUUGCAGGCCACGGCGGGUGGGUGCUUUCGCUCGACUGGAGCGACACGGGCGAGUAUCUACUCUCAGGGUCCCACGAUGGAAAAGCAAAGAUCUGGCGCAUCGAGACCCGUCAAUGUGUCGCCACGCAUUCGCACGGAGACAAGCCACUGUGGACGGCAAAGUGGCUGCCCAAGAGCACGCGGAGUGAGAUGUUUGCGCUAGGAGGAGGAAACAAUGCUAUCAGCUUCUACAGGGAGGCUGCGGGUUGAGGAGGAGCAUCUCAGGGAUACGGCGACUGAUGAGUGUUAAACGAAAGGUCUGGGUACGCUGGGGCAUCUCAAACCGUGUCUUCGAGAUAGCG